AUGGCUGAUUCUUCUGAACUGAUAGUUCAGACAUGCACAUGUUUUCAUCUUCCAGAUUGGGACAAUGAAUUGGUGUGUUACAAAGAAUUAAAUGAGGAUCUAACCUGUACCUGGCUGCCACUACCUCGUGCUGCAAAUACAGUUAAUUACACUGUAUACUUAAAAUGGAACAAAAUACGAAAACUUUUUCAGCAAAAAACAUCAUCACCUUCCAUCACAAUAGAACGGAAGAAUCUCUACAUUGAGAGAUUUGCAUCCAUUUGGGUAGCAGUGAAUUAUGCUCAUGACACCUGUGCAAAAGGAAAGAAUAUCUCAAUUUUACCAAGCAAAGCAGGAAAGUGCUUGUCACCAUCUAACAUAAAUGCUUAUCAGAUCACAAACCAAUUGAUAAUAAAGUGGGACCUGACAACAGCUCAUGCACAGUAUGAGCUGAGAUACAGAGAGGCACUCACAGAAUCUGCUCCAUGGACACUGGUGCCUGUAGGAAGCAAUGUUGUCAAUGUCACCAUUUCAAAUUUAAAUGCUAUAUCUUCAUACAUUGUUCAGCUCAGAUGCGUAAACAAGGAUGGCCUCAACUGUGUUUGUGUUUGGAGCAGAGAGAUUUUGGUCCCUCACAAACUCAUGAACAAGCCCAGAAUAUCAUAUAAUGUAACUACACAAGUCUCUGCAGGAAGAAGAAGUGUUCUUCUGAGAUGGGAGGUAGCACAAAGUGAGAACGUCCUUGGAUAUUUUGUUAAUGUGGAAAGAAUACCCAACAGCUGCAAUCACCCACCAAAUCACAUCUCUCUCAAAGACAGAAAAAUUCUUGUUAAUCUCUCUAUGGCUUACUAUAGAGUUAAUAUUUCUGCCUAUAAUGAAGCAGGAGAAUCUCCACAAGCCAUCUACAUUGUCCCAGAAUUCUCUGUAGCAGACUUGCCUGGUAAAAUCCAUGUCAAAAGCCAGGGAACUAAUGCAGUCGUCACAUGGACUCCAGAAUACAAUCCAAAAUGUUUUGUGGUUGACUGGGGCACUGGUAAAGAGGAUAUGCACAUGAAAAUAAUAAACACACCUACCAGAAAUUUCACAUUAGACAAUUUUCAGCCAUAUAAGUUGUACAAAGUAAUGGUACAUGCAUCUGAUGUGUGUCAGUGUGAAAGUUUCGUAAGACAUGAAAAGACUUUUGGAGUGACCCACUUUUACUCCAUUGAAGGAGUUCCUAGGACUGGUCCCGCUAAUGUGACAAUUCUGAAUAUAACAAAGCAUUCUGCACUUGUAAAGUGGAGUGAAAUAGCUGCAGAAGAUCGUUUGGGCUUUCUCCAGGGAUACAGGAUCAGUUACACAGAUUCAUCAAGGAAAAACUCUCCAGCUGUUACUCUCAACUCUUCUAUCACAAGUUACCAUCUUACUGGACUGAAGGAAAAGACCACCUAUCGUGUGCAGAUUUCAGGAUUCACUAAUGCUGGAGAAGGACCUCUGACUCUUUCACAAUCUUUCAGCACUCCAAAAUAUGAUAAAGGAGAACUUGAAGGUUUUGUGAUUGGUCUUUGUUUCAGCAUGAUACUCAUUCUGGUUUUUGCACCUCUCACUUGUUCUCUGAUGUUUAAAAGGCUAAAAAUAUCAUACUGGCCCAGUGUACCGAGCCCAAGAAACAGCAGUGCACUCCAAGAUAUGACUAAUUGGAAACCUGUUUCAAGGUCACUGCUUCAGGCACUGUCAGACAAUGAUACCACCAGCCUUUUUGUCAUAGAGCAUGAGCCAAAGGCUCCUCUGAUGCUAGACCUCCUCACAGAUGGUGGAGAAGACAGCAAGCAUGACAUUUGCAUGUCAGGAAAACCCAGCAAUAACACAGACAUGAGCCCAAGGAAUGAAGAAAUCCCUGCAGAAGCAGUUACAAGUGAAGAAGACACCAUUUCCAUUGAAGUACCAUUCUUGAGUGACUAUGCCAAUGAGUUUAGUCAGAAAGCCCUGAUGAGCCUAGCUAUGAGCAUGCCUGAAAGAACUGCUCAUCCUCAUCUGGAAAUGGAACUAAGAAGUAAGCCAGCACAAACUGUGCAUAAGGCUUUGUUUUCUUCCCAGGACUACCUUCAACAAAGCCAGGUGGUACUUUUGCCAUCUGGACCAAAUUUAAUGGGACAAGCCAAUUAAAUCUGAAGCAUCUUCACUAUUUUCCUUACCAUGAAAUCAAGUUCUAAAUCUUGUUAUACUUCAGUGGAGCCACUGGGACCAUAUGGGAGAGUGAGCUUGUGACAAUAGUUAUCUCCACUAUGGUAAGUUUCCUUGGUGAAGUAGACUGAUUAUAUAAUUAGAUUAACUAUUUCACCACAGUCAUUCAGUGGAAAGUCCCACCAUCUUCACACAGGCAAAAUUUCAGGGACUUACAUGAACAAUCUUCCAGUAAAGUACCUCCUGCUUGGUAUUUUUUCGCAGGGUACUCAGGAGCCAUUCAAGGAUCCGUUACUCACUAUGACCAGUUUCAGAUUUCUGAUUUUCAAAUCUCAUAAGUUCUUCAGCAAAAAAAAUUCCAGCAAAAGUAUCUACCACUCCAAAGAAGCUCUCAUCAAAGCUGGCUGAAGAAAUCAGUGCAUAUCUUUCAAAUUAGGAAUGGAAAGUUUGUUUAUUGAUCUACAUAAAACACCAUAAAUGUUUUACAUUCUAGAACUUUACAACUUUAGUCAUUGUAGAUAAAUAGUGCUGCGUAAGUGAAGAUGAUAAUAAGUUUCAUUAACAGUUUUGGAGUCAUUACUUGCAUUAAAUUAAGGCUAUUUUCCCCUACAAUUACCUACACAUUCAGAAAAAACCAUCCAUAGUUGGUGAUGAGGUGUAGCUGCAGAUAUGUUUUCACAUUGCAAUGACAGUAACUGUUAAACAGACUUCAGGAGCUGAACAGAUAUUUCAAGCCAUACCUCCAAAGAUUGCAUGGAACAGGAGCCACUGGAAAACCGGGGAAAAAAAUAUCUUCCUCAAUAUGCUUUCUAUGCAACUCUAUCAGGUAUCUCCACAAUGCAAGGAGUCUGAACCAUUUUCUGGCUUACAAGAGUUACUCAGUCAUGAACUUUGCAGGCAUUAAUGAUCUGCACUAAUUGUAGAGGACUCAGUUUAUUUUUGUUGUCUCAAGUUGAAGGAAUAGUUUAUUAAAAUUGCUUUGUGGAGAAAGUGAUCACCUGUAUUGUAAGCAUCAGAGAAUCCACAGAUGGACAUUCUUUAAAUGUCUCAUUAAAAGAGAAGAUGAAGGAUGAUUGGCAUGCACACAAAUAUUUCCACCCAUAUUAAGCAGUAUGAAUUAUAGAAUAGCCACGGUUGCAAAAACUCAGAAACUCCAUAUCCCCAUUUCAUUGAUUUAGUGAGAAUGCAUAACAAAACCUAGUUUAUUCAUUUUCCUUAUUUAUAUUCACUCUCUCUUUAGCUACAUCUCUCUAUAUCUCUUAAGACUGCCAGGAACAAACCUGUAUUUCACUGUGGGUUAUGCACUGUUUUGUGUCUUAGCACUUAAAAUUCAUUGCCCUUCCACAAAGUAAUGUGCACUCGUGGUUGUUAAAUCUCAUAAUUUAAACAAGGGGUAAGAGAAGCACUCUGGAGAAUUCACACAAGUUUGGACAGUCUUUUAUAUAUCUUUCUUCUUUCUUUGAACUUUAAUCUGGUGGCUUUGCCUGGUUUGAAUUUAAGAGAAUGCAAAUGAUCCCGCUAUUGGAGCUAUUGGAGUGGAGAUAUUUUUACUUGUAAUAUCUAGUAGUGGUGUUGAAAUGCUGUUCCAGACAAUGAAGUCCUGAAAUAUAAUCUUUAUCAAGUAGCCAUAAUUUGUCCAUUUCCAGAAUACAAGAAUUAUCCAUGCUCCUUAUUUACAGCAUUUCCUUUCUGGUCAGAGGAACUUAUUUUCCUGGUGCAGUUUGUACCUGCAAUAGCUUUACUCCUUCCUUUAAACACUGAAUUCCUCUUUUCUUACUCUGCACCUACCAAACCAAUAUGUAUUAUGCAUAAAAUAUGUGUAAGUAGGUAGAACGAAACCAAAGGCUUGCAAGCAGUUUUAGUAUAUGAAACAGCCUUGAUACGUGAAUCUUAACUCAUAGCUUGGGCUUUUAACCUGGUGAUUAUCAACUCCACUGUACUAGCCAUUGUGUGACAUCUUGCUAGAGAAAAUUCAUACAGCAGAACAGGAGAAUUGAACUAGAAGCACCCAUGGAUAUUAAAUAGAAGGUAUAAAUGUAUUCUACUUUCACUUAUAAAGCUCACAAUAUUGAUCUCAUUAAAGCAAUAUUUGCACAAUAUCUGUAAACAGUACAUUUGGGAGAAUAAGAGAUACAUGAAA
Molecule: messenger RNA, 4282 nt
Organism: Poecile atricapillus (Black-capped chickadee)
Lineage: Eukaryota; Metazoa; Chordata; Aves; Passeriformes; Paridae
Product: interleukin-31 receptor subunit alpha-like
Biological process (GO): cytokine-mediated signaling pathway
Cellular component (GO): external side of plasma membrane; signaling receptor complex
Molecular function (GO): cytokine binding; cytokine receptor activity
Source: RefSeq, a predicted model, not a curated record